AUAUAGUGUAUGUACUUUGGACCCUCUAGCCGCUAGUAGCUAUAGCAGUACAUCGUACAACGUACAACGUACAACUCUACUUUUUGUACAUACGAUUACGAAUUGUGUGAUUAAAUAUAUCGACGUUAUGAUAAUUGCCUGUUACAAUUAUCUACCGGCAGACUUAUAAACCACAUACGUAAUAAGAAUAAGCCGAGAUGUCGGGUUGGAAGGAUAAAGGUAUGGGUAUUGUCAAGAAUGGUUGGCAUCCCGAGAAAGAAGGAACAUCGCUCAAGGGUCAAGUCAAAGGCCUUAUUGGGCGGGGAGAUAAAUCGUCUUCCCAUUCUUCUUCCGAGCGUAGCGCCACACCGAUAACCUCGUUGCGUGAUCCGUCCUCCUUUGGUCCUCCCCCUAAACGUACCGCAGUUAGCGGAAAUGCGACUGAAUCCGGAUCUCAAAGUCCCGUGUCCUCGGCACAUUCUGGACACACAUACGGAGUCCAGCAACAGCACCAACACCAGGUAGAAGAGCCCACAGUAGAAUCGAGACCGUACAGAGUCGACACCACGGGAUUGUCAACAGCAAAUCUUCCUCCUCCGCCUGUAAGAAGGGGCAGCCCGGAUAAACGAGAUCCGGUCCCGCCUCCCUCUUCACACUUCAGACCGAGCGGGCCACCCUCAUUACCUCCUCGACUCCCACCGCGUAGCGGAAACGCGUCUCCAGUCCAAUCGCAAAGUCCGUUCUCGACUAGAAAUAAUCAGUCCUCGAAUUAUCUAAAUCAGGGGGCUAUCAACCGAUUGGGAGCUGCUGGGAUUUCAGUCCCCGGGUUAGGCAUUGGAGGAAAGGCGGGAAGUUCUGCUCCACCGCCUCCUGCUCGAUCGCCAACUACAGCGUCAUCUGCAAGAGGAUUAUCAACAAAACCAUCCAAUGGACAAUUAAACGAACUACAAAGCCGCUUCUCUCGUCUCGGCGCUGGCAAUACUCAACAAGAUCCUACGACCGCGCCGGCACAGGGCACAACGUGGGCAGAGAAGCAGGCAGCAUUCAAGACAGCAACGAGUUUCAGGAAAGACCCCUCAUCCGUAUCAUUUGCAGACGUGAAAGCUGCUGCUGGGACAGCGUACAACUUCCAGCAGAGGCACGGGGAUCAAGUUGCGUCGGGGUUAAAAACAGCAAACGAGCUAAACCAACGAUUUGGUGGUGUGGAAGCUAACGGGCAAGGAACCACGACAUCACCAAUGGGGCAAAUUUCAGGGUUCAUAGGAAAGAAGAAGCCUCCCCCCCCACCUCCAGCUAAGAAACCUCAGCUAUCCGGUGACGGCAGCGAAAGCGUUCCACCCCCCGUACCGCUGGCUUCGAGACCGAAAUUCUAACUGAGACGGAAAUAAGCAACCAGGUGUCCACGUCUACUACGAAGUAUGUCUGCAUCAUUGACCGACGCUCGGAGUAUGGUAACAUGAAGAUAGAAUCAGAAAUCAAGGUCACAAAACGGUACGGCCCCAAGAACCGUGCAGAAAGGAGCGAUACGUUGACAACUCGUCAGUAAAUUAGGCUUCGGCUGCGCAAUGCACCGGUUAGCAUUCGUAAGAGAACGAAUCUAUGUAAUAUGCCUAAAUUGGGGUUUUUAUAGACAUAGAAAAGAAGCGUCAGGUCGUCUGGGUUGAUUCGUGUAUGGUAUUCGUUAACAAGUUCAGCCACAAUCAUUAGGUAGGCUCUUAAACCUUC
Molecule: messenger RNA, 1704 nt
Organism: Daldinia decipiens
Lineage: Eukaryota; Fungi; Ascomycota; Sordariomycetes; Xylariales; Hypoxylaceae
Exons: 2
Coding region: 198-1352 (384 amino acids)
Source: RefSeq, a predicted model, not a curated record